AUGUCUGCCAACCGAAGUUGGAUGAAGGCGCACCGGCGCUCUGCAGAGUUUCGAAGUGGCGUUGACGAGUUCGUUGCGGUAGCAACGAACCACGUGAACGCUGACGGAUUAGCUCGAUGCCCAUGCAUGCGGUGUUUGAAUGUGAAUGUUCACACACCUGCAACUAUAAGGGUUCAUUUAUUUCUCAGCGGGAUCCAACCUUCGUACAACCCCUGGUAUUUCCACUGGGAGACUUUCUCUCAGCCCGCAGUUGAACUUCCUGAAAAUGACGAAGAGGAAAUGGCAGAUGUGUUGGCGGACAUGUUAAGAGGGGACCCUGGGUUUGACGAAUCUGCUAACACUACUAAUUCUUUCAAUGAACCCCCUAUCAACGACAACAACAAGUUCGAUGACUUGUUUAAGGAGAUGGAGGCUGAGUUAUAUUCAGGUUGCAAAAAAUCAGCCCUUAAUGCACUGGUAAAGCUUAUGCACUGCAAGGUUUUGAAUAGGUGGAGCAACCACUCUUUCGAUAUGUUGCUGUCCAUCUUGAUUGAUCUAUUUCCAGAGGGGACAAAAUUACCGAAGUCGCAUUAUGAGUCGAAGAUGCGAUUGCGCAAUCUAGGUUUUGGUUACGACUCAAUAGAUGUGUGCAAGUAUAAUUGUGCUAUUUUCUGGAAGGAGAAUGAGAAGAAGGAGUUUUGCCCUGUAUGUGGCGAAUCACGAUGGGUGAAAAGAAAGGGUAAGGGGAAAAAAGUUCCUCACAAAGUUAUGCGUUACUUCCCACUCACACCUAGGCUGAAACGAUUAUAUUGCUCAAGACACACUGCGGAGGAUAUGCGGUGGCAUUACUCGCAGAGACCAAAAGAAGACGGUGUGCUUAGGCAUCCUGCGGAUGCUGAAGAAUGGAAGCAGUUUGACCGCCUUCAUCCGUCUUUUGUUGUUGAACCUAGAAAUGUCAGACUGGGAUUGGCGACUGACGGUUUUAAUCCAUUUGGCAACAUGAGCAACUCUUACAGCCUGUGGCCAGUUAUUUGUGUCCCAUAUAAUUUGCCACCGUGGAAGUGUAUGAGUUACGAAUCGUUUUUGUUGACCUUAUUAAUUCCGGGUCCAUCAUCUCCCGGGAAAGACAUAGAUGUAUUCAUGAGACCGUUAAUUGAUGAACCGAAACGAUUGUGGGAGACGGUGUUGAAACCCGAGAUGCCUACAACUAACCGUGUUUUCAAUGCGUGCGGCGGUGUUGUGGACAAUAAAUGA
Cannabis sativa is the source of this 1233-nucleotide messenger RNA. RefSeq lists its product as uncharacterized. The record is from RefSeq and is a predicted model, not a curated record. NCBI's taxonomy places the organism in Eukaryota, Viridiplantae, Streptophyta, Magnoliopsida, Rosales, Cannabaceae. The transcript has a single exon. The coding region runs from base 1 to 1233 and encodes 410 amino acids.